Molecule: messenger RNA, 1528 nt
Organism: Emiliania huxleyi CCMP1516
Lineage: Eukaryota; Haptophyta; Isochrysidales; Noelaerhabdaceae
Exons: 3
Coding region: 8-1243 (411 amino acids)
Biological process (GO): zinc ion transmembrane transport
Cellular component (GO): plasma membrane
Molecular function (GO): zinc ion transmembrane transporter activity
Source: RefSeq, a predicted model, not a curated record
AUCGAACAUGCUGGGCAGCGACCUGAGUGAGCGGCUCGUGAUCGACUCCGAUACGUCGGCGGAGCGGGCCACUGCCGCUGCCAAGCGGAAGUUGCUCAUCGGCGCCGCCCUCUGCCUCCUCUUCAUGUGCGCCGAGAUUGUCGGUGGCUAUCUCGCGCACUCGCUCGCCAUCAUGACGGACGCUGCGCACAUGCUGUCGGACGUGGCCGGGUUCCUCGUGGGAGUGCUCAGCCUCUUCCUCACCAAUCGCGCGCCCACGCCAAAGUACUCCUUCGGCUACCACAUCGCCGAGGUGCUCGGCGCGAUGGUGAGCAUCUCGAUUGUCUGGCUGAUGACUGGCGUGCUCCUGUACGAGGCGACGAACCGCCUCUUCUCGCCCGAGCCGGUGGACGGCCGCACCAUGUUUGUCGUCUCGCUGGUCGGCGUGGUGAUGAACGUCGUGCUGAUGGCUGUGCUCGGGCACGGGGAGGGAGGCCACGGAGGGCACGGCGGGCACGGCCACUCGCACGGAGGAGGCGGGCACGGAGGCGGCGGGCACGGAGGCGGGCACGGAGGCGGGCUUGCGCCGGUUCGCGCGGUGGCGGACGGCCACGACCACUCUCACGCGCCGGCGGCCGGCCACGGCCACGGCCACGGCCACGCGGAGGAGGGCGAGGGCGGCGAGGCUGGCCACGGGCCGUGCUGCGGCGAGGGCGAGGGUGCGGGCGGCGCCGGCUCGUCGCUCGCGCUGCGCGCGGCGAUGGUCCACGUCAUCGGAGACAUCGUCCAGUCAGUCGGCGUCUGCGUCGCCGCAGCCCUCAUCUGGGCCUUUUCGGACCGGUGGCUCGACGCGAGCGGCGUGUCGUACUGGUACCGCGUCGACCCGGUCUGCACGUACCUCUUCUCGCUCCUCGUGCUCUACUCGUCGUACGGGACGAUGAGCGAGGCGGUGCACCUGCUGAUGGCGGGGGUGCCUUCGGACAUCAACAUCUCCGAGGUGCGCUCGCGGCUCAAGGCGAUCCCGUGCGUCGUCGGGGCGCACGACGUGCACGUCUGGGCCCUCUCCGCCUCGAAGCGGAACAUGUGGGCCCAUCUCACCGUCUCGGCGGGCGCCGACUCGGCCUCGGUGCUGCACGCGGCGCAGCGGGCGGCGGCCGACUUCGGGUGCGACCACACCUGCUUCCAGCUUGAAAGCGAGGGCCACAUCUGCCACGCCCUGCACUGCGGCCCGCCCGACGUCGCGCACGACCACUCGCACGCGUGACACGGCACCUAGGGGGCCGGCUCCUUGGUGUCCGCCUCCACACGCCUCCGCGCCUCUCGAGCCGCGCCUCCGAGAGGCCACCGGCUGCGGCGGCGGAGGACGCCUGGCAGCGCAGGGAGCUCCUGCCCCCAUUUUCUCAUCCCUGCGGCGAUUUGGGCCUGGGGAUGCGGGAUGGCCGCCGGACAGACGGACUGCGGGGCGGGCUAGAAGGAGAGCUUGUCUCCCGCUUUUGUCACGAGUGGCCCGUGACGCGUGCGCCGAUUUAUUUGAUGCAUUAAGUAAAUU